AUGUUCCUACGAAACCUACCGCGUACAAACCUGUUUAUGAGGCGCCUUCGCGACAGCCUGACCCUCGACCGGACCCGAGUCAACGGCCAGCUUCUCUUCAGCCUGACGAUAACAGAGACUACAGACAAACCAGUGGUCUAUCUGGUCCGACUCAAUACGAUGGAGACUACGCGAGCCAACCGAGUGGUGACAAGGAUGACUACAGAUACCAAGGAGACUACGAAGGACAGCGAAAUGACGAUCAUGACUACAGAAAUGGACCACACCCUGGGGGAGACUACAGCGAAAACGAUGCUGAAGCUCAUGGACACAGCGGUACACAUGACCUUCAACCGGCGGAGUCACGUCAUCUUCCAGCCUACCAGCCGUACUACUCAAACUACGAACGUCAACAGGGAAGGCAGAAUGUACGCCCCCAGAGAGGAUAUUCAGCACUCUCACAGCUUGGAGCAGGCAGGAAGAGCGGGCGAUGUCGUCCACGAACAGUAUGACAUUUACGGACGACCGAGGCAAAGCAGCCAAGGAAGAAGGCCACAGGUGACCGAAGACUAUCAGGAUUAUGACUACGAAGAUGAUUAUGAUCGUAACAGCCAAGAUGGAAUAGGAUAUCCUUCUUACGAUGAAUACGAAGAGGACUAUCCAUCAUCUCCUACUAUAAACACUUCAAGAAGGCGUCACCCUCAAGAACAAGACGGCUUGCGACACAACGGUCGCCCUGGCAACGGUCGCCAUGGCAACGAUCACCAUGGCAACCCGCGCAGGAAUGGGCACCGGAAUGUUGAUCCGACCAACGACGAUUACGAUUACGAUUUCUUCAAUGACUACCAAGACGACAAAAGCGAUAGUUUUGCUGACGAAACCAAUUCCGAAAAGAACAAACAGUUGGGCGGAAAUUCUCUGGCUUCUAAAGCUCCUGAAACUCCAACAGGUCCUCAGAAGUUUACUCCUGGCGUGAUUCAGAAUGGUUUUAUUCCGAUCACCAAAACUCCACACCGAAUUAACAAACGUUCUCUCUUCCACCCCACACCCAAAGAAGAUCUGUCGGAUGUGGUUUUACUAGCCGAGGACCAGUCAGAUGGUGAGGUUCAGAGGCUAGCUGAAAAUAACGCCCAGCAUUCUUACUCCCGCAUUAGCGAUGAAGAUUUCUCGACCAACAUUGAGGAUGCUUUUCUACGUUCGGUGACUUCUGGUGACCUGGUAGCCUCAGUUGGGCCUGCGACCUCUGAAGGUUCAGUGACCUCUGAUGAGGCUAGGACCUCUGAAAAGCCAGUGACCUCUGGUGACCCGGUGACCUCAGAUGACCUUCAACCUGCUGAGUCACGCCAUCUUCCAGCCUACCAGCCGUAUUACUCAAACUACGAACGUCAACAGGGCAGGCAGAAUGUCGAGAGGGAGCAGGAUCCUUACGAAAGGUACCUACCACGAGAAGACGACAAUGAUCCCUAUUUCAGGUGA
Messenger RNA from Amphibalanus amphitrite, 1455 nucleotides. RefSeq lists its product as uncharacterized. The transcript has 4 exons. NCBI's taxonomy places the organism in Eukaryota, Metazoa, Arthropoda, Thecostraca, Balanomorpha, Balanidae. The coding region runs from base 1 to 1455 and encodes 484 amino acids. The record is from RefSeq and is a predicted model, not a curated record.